Messenger RNA from Teleopsis dalmanni, 1474 nucleotides. Its product is annotated as nucleolar protein 12-like. Lineage: Eukaryota; Metazoa; Arthropoda; Insecta; Diptera; Diopsidae. The record is from RefSeq and is a predicted model, not a curated record. The coding region runs from base 174 to 1355 and encodes 393 amino acids. Gene Ontology annotation, molecular function: RNA binding. The transcript is spliced from 3 exons.
AUUCAACCAGGCUUGACAAAAUAUGUCCGAAAAUCUUACUAUGUAAAUGUUCUGUUGCAUUUAUUGUGAUUGAAAAGAAGAAGAAAAGAAAAGAAGAAGAAGCAAGCAACAUAUGUUUAUGUAGCUAAACACUUAGAACUUGUUUUUAGCACGUGCAACAUUACACAGGUAAAAUGAAGGAUAAAACUAAAGCUAAUAACAAAGUCGCUAAUGGUAAAAUACAGAAAAAAGUACAAAAAAAGCAUAACACUUUAAAUGUAUCUAAAAGUGACAAUAUUACCAAGGAUGUAGUAACAAAGGCAAUUAAAGAAAAUAUAGUUAAACCUGCUGAAGCUACACAAAUUGUUAAGCAGGAUAAGAAACAAAAAAAAACAAAAAAGCCUAAUACUCAAAUUGAAGGCAAAGUUAAUGGUGAGAGUAAGAAAAAUAAUGUGGAAAGCAAAGAAGCUACACAAGCACAAAAAGAUGUUGCAUCGCCUGACCAGGACAAGAAAGAUAAGAAAUUGAUGCGUAAACAAAAAAAGAAAGAUGCUAAGAAACAAAAAUCUGAUGGCCCACGCGUUAGAGAUCCCGCAUUAAAUGCGUCUACGGUCUUUGUUGGCAAUUUGCCAACAAACUCCAAGCGGAUACAAAUCGCACGUCUAUUUGAAAACUACAAACCAGUGCAUUCUAUACGUAUUCGUACCGCGAAUGGAAAGGCGUUGUUCAAACAUAAGGUGCGAAAGAACGCUCCUUCACUUAUUGCAUAUGUUGUGCUUUCGAGUGUAGAAAACGCUCAAAAAUCUUUGGAACUAAAUGGAACAACUUUCAAAGAUAAUCAUAUAAGGGUUACUCUUGCAGAUAACAAACAAGGAAAUGAUAUAAAACGCACAGUUUUUGUAGGAAACCUAAAAUAUUCUGCAACAGAAGAGAAACUACGUGAAAUCUUUUCAAGCUGUGGUGAAAUAGAUUAUAUACGCUGUUUACAAGGAGACGGAGGUUGCAAUGGAACUGCUUAUGUUUGUUUUAAGUCUGCAGAAGCGGUUGGGUUAGCUUUGGAACUUAAAGAGACACUGCUCGAUGAAAGACCAAUACAUGUUGAACGUUAUUUGCCAAAGAAAACUGGUGCAAAAAAAGCGCGCGAUGAAGCCGCUGCCUCAAAAACAAAGGUAAAAACUGGUGCCAAAAAGCGCUUGGAUGAGAAAAAACAAAAUAAGCAAGGCAAGACAGCAAAGGAAUCACCUCAAGAAAAAAGUAAUAAAAAGAAAAAGAACGAAUAUCGUGGCGUAAAAAUUGAGGAUCAGAAAAAGAAACAAAAGAAGAAGGGCAAACCAUCCGAGAUGCAAAAGUUGGCUAAGAAAAUAGCACCAAAAUAAAUUUUUAUUAAUAAAAUCAAAGUUUUAUUUGAUACUUUAUGCUCUGGACUAUACGAAUUGAGCAAUUUAUAAUUUUACAAAAAUAUAACUAAAGUUGUAAAAUCCUAUUUAAGUAUAUA